Messenger RNA from Nematostella vectensis (starlet sea anemone), 684 nucleotides. Its product is annotated as gamma-aminobutyric acid receptor subunit rho-1-like. NCBI's taxonomy places the organism in Eukaryota, Metazoa, Cnidaria, Anthozoa, Actiniaria, Edwardsiidae. Gene Ontology annotation, molecular function: monoatomic ion channel activity; transmembrane signaling receptor activity. The transcript has 3 exons. The record is from RefSeq and is a predicted model, not a curated record. Bases 1 to 684 code for a protein of 227 amino acids. Gene Ontology annotation, cellular component: membrane. Gene Ontology annotation, biological process: monoatomic ion transmembrane transport.
AUGGUGUACUAUAUAUUCGCAGAUGCAUACCCGGUGCGACACUUGUUAUAUCGCUGGAAAAACUCUCCUGGCAUCAAGGUUCUGGAUGGCGAGAUGUCUCAGUUUUACAUGACCAGGAUCACAACAUCCCUCAGAAACGAAAUCUACGUUGCAGCGUCGAGUUGGCUUCUAUCUGAUUCAGAUCUACAUCCCUUGCAUGGCCAUCGUGUUCGCGGCGUGGAUGUCACUCUGGGUGGACCGCAAGGCUAUGCCAGCACGCUAAGCCUAUGUAUUGCAACACUUCUCACUAUAGCGACUAUCUGGGGCAACGUGAACUCAAGUAUGCCCCGCGUCUCCUACGUCAAGUCGAUGGAUAUCUACCUGAUGACGUCAUUCACCUUCGUGCUUGGGACGCUACUUGAGUAUAUAGUGAUCAUGAACAAGGGCCACCCAAAGAGUAAGAAACUCCGCAAGCCUGUCCAUCAAAACGACUCUAUCCCGCCAUACAGAUUUUCCUUUAGGUGCUGGCCCUUGCGCCAUGACAGCCAUGCGUCAAACACCAACCAUAAGAAUAGUAGCACCCCCACCAAACCAACCGCGGACAAGGACUCGCAACCUCUCAAAGUGGAGGUUUAUGCUAGGAUUGGGUUCUUGUCUGCAUUUGUGCUCUUCAAUGGAGUUUAUUGGGCGGUUUUACGGAUAUAA